GUUUUAGACCGUUAAAAUGUCCAUUGGCGCCACCGCCCCUAAAGCACCUAUCUAUCAGCUGGGCUCAAAAGCCUUAGCCGUUCCGAUGAAUUUGCAUGUUUUAAAUCGGAAGCGUCUCUGUAAACGUAUCCAGCAGCGUUGGCAUGACGCAUUUGCCAACACUGAGGGACUCUACUCAUCUUUAGAAGGAGUGUAUAUCCUGCUCCAAGGCGGAUCGGAUACUUUCCGUGGUGACUCGGACGCAGCCAACGUUUUCCGGCAGGAGUCAUUUUUCCAUUGGACUUUCGGUGGUCUGGAGCCGGAUAUGUAUGGGGCGAUUGAAGUAGCCACUGGGAAAUCAAUCUUAUUCAUUACUCGUAUACCCGAGAAGGUACUUGUCUACGACGGAGCGCCUGACGAACCAAGUGACGUUUCAAAGAAGUACGCUGUCGACGAGGUAUAUUACACAGACGAGAUGCCGAACUUUUUCGAAAACAGUGGUGCGACCUUGCUUUUAACACUGCGAGGGCUUAACAGUGAUAGUGGAAGAUAUACCCAGGAAGCUUCCUUUCCGGGCAUUGAGAGAUUUCGCGUAAAUAACUCCAUUCUCCAUCCAGAGAUAGUUGAAUGUCGCUGUCACAAAACAUCUGAAGAGUUGGAAGUACUUCGGUACGCGAAUCGUAUCAGCAGUGCAGCACACCGCCACUUAAUGCGAUCCGUGAAGCCAGGCAUGCACGAAUUUGAGGCAGAGAGCAUAUUCUUGCACUACUGCUAUUUCCAUGGCGGUAUGCGUCACGUUGCCUACACUUGUAUUGGGGCCUCCGGAUGUAACUGCGCCAUAUUGCACUACGGGCACGCUGGUAAGCCGAAUCAACGCCGGAUUUCGGACGGUGAUAUGUGCCUUUUCGAUAUGGGUGGAGAGUAUUACUGUUACACUUCUGAUAUCACCUGCUCGUUUCCCGCAAAUGGACGUUUCACUGCAGAUCAGAAGUUGGUGUACGAAGCUGUCCUCGAUGCAUCUCGUUCUGUUCUGGCUAUGUUGAAGCCAGGCGUUUCCUGGGUGGACGCACACAAACUAGCGGAACAUACAAUUUUGAAACAUUUGCUCACUGGAGGUCUUCUUUGCGGCAGUGUGGACGAAAUGAUGACAUUCUAUUUGGGUGCCAUUUUCAUGCCACAUGGUCUUGGGCACCUGAUGGGCUGUGACGUCCAUGAUGUUGGGGGUUACACCUCCCACUCACCGGCUCGACCAGAGCCUCCGGGCCUGCAGAAUCUACGAACGGCUAGAGUAUUGGAAGCAGACAUGGUGAUCACAGUUGAGCCGGGUUGCUAUUUCAUCAACUAUCUUCUGGAUAAGGCUUUAGCCGACGAAAAUUUGAGCAAAUUUAUUGUUCCAGACGUCCUCAAACGAUUCAGAAAUUUUGGAGGCGUACGAAUAGAGGACAAUGUUUUGAUUACCGCAACCGGCUACGAACUACUCACAGAUGUGCCCAGGACUGUGAAGGAAAUCGAAGACUGGAUGACACAUGCUCCAUCCAAUGAAAAGGAUUUCUAGUUUCCACCCUCAAGUACCAUGACAACUGCCUACCAACCUGCGCGUUCCAUUUUUUUCUUUUGUCUAACCACGCCUCUUUGAUUCAUUGAACGAUCACAUCUGUCCACUUUUAAUGUACCUCGUUUUUAUAAACAAUACUCCGCUCUUCCUCUCUGUAGCUGGUCUCAUUUUUAAUAUUACUUUCUUGCGUAUACUAAUACUAACCAGCUCUAAUAUUCUUUGGUCCCAAGUCAUUGUGCACCUUCCCGGAGCAGCUACUUAUAUUACUACCUAGAUAAGCGACAUAUUUCUCGACAGUGCGC
Messenger RNA from Dicrocoelium dendriticum, 1836 nucleotides. NCBI's taxonomy places the organism in Eukaryota, Metazoa, Platyhelminthes, Trematoda, Plagiorchiida, Dicrocoeliidae. The record is from the annotation of a GenBank genome assembly.